This is a messenger RNA of Bacillus rossius redtenbacheri, 3047 nucleotides long. RefSeq names its product thyrotroph embryonic factor (gene Pdp1). The coding region runs from base 238 to 1122 and encodes 294 amino acids. Gene Ontology annotation, cellular component: nucleus. Lineage: Eukaryota; Metazoa; Arthropoda; Insecta; Phasmatodea; Bacillidae. The record is from RefSeq and is a predicted model, not a curated record. Gene Ontology annotation, biological process: regulation of transcription by RNA polymerase II. Gene Ontology annotation, molecular function: DNA-binding transcription factor activity, RNA polymerase II-specific; RNA polymerase II cis-regulatory region sequence-specific DNA binding. The transcript has 6 exons.
CCGGCCGCCAGUGUGCCUCGUGCCGCCGCAGUGCUCGGUUCGCCGCUCUACGGGGAGGGUUUCCGUCGGCGAGGCAUGGAGUUAUCCUGACGGCAUGCGGCGCGGGGAAUCAUCUUGAACACGAUUUUUUAUGUGAAUUUUUUUUUUUUUUCGUAUUAUCCCGGAUCUUUCCGGGGUUUUGGUUUUGUUCGCGCGGUGGUCUCCCUCGCGCGUUGUGGAGGGGGAGACGCGGGGGGGAUGGACUACCACCAGCACCACGUGGCUGUGGCUGCGCCGAGCCACCCGCUCACCCACCACCAGCUGCAGACGCUGGUAGCCGACGACAGCGCCUCCUCGCGCUGGUCGCAGUACCAGCAGCUGUGGCGGCAACACCACCUCAGCCACAUCAACGGCAAGGCGGGCGCGGGCAAGGAUGGUCCCGACGACAAGAAGGAUGACGCCGAGCUGUGGUGCAGCGUGGAGGCGCAGGCUGCCUUCCUGGGCCCCAACCUGUGGGACAAGACUCUGCCCUACGACGCCGACCUCAAGUACGUGGACCUGGACGAGUUCCUCUCGGAGAACGGCAUCCCCGCGGAGGGCGCGCAGCAGGCGGCCACGCACCACGUGCUGAAGCAGGCGUCGCCCGUGCCCGAGGCGCGUCUGGGCGCCGUGCCGCCCCCGCUGCCCCCGCCGCCCCUCGCCGACCCGGCGGCGGCCUGCCCGGAGGCGGUGCCCAAGCGCGAGCGGUCUCCCUCGCUCAGCGACACGCUGUCUCCCUCCGACAGCUACAACCCGCCGUCGCCGGCCGACUCCACCCUGUCACUGGCUUCUUCAGGUCGUGAUUUUGACCCUCGAACACGUGCUUUUUCAGAUGAGGAGCUAAAGCCUCAACCAAUGAUCAAGAAGUCCAGGAAGCAGUUUGUUCCAGAUGACUUGAAAGACGAGAAGUACUGGGCUCGCAGACGCAAAAACAACAUGGCGGCCAAGCGCUCUCGAGACGCGCGUCGCAUUAAAGAGAACCAGAUCGCCCUGAGGGCGGGCUUUCUGGAGAAAGAGAACAUGGGGCUGCGGCAGGAGCUGGACCGACUGAAGAAGGAGAAUCUUCUGCUCCGGGACAAGCUCUCCAAGUUCACAGACGUGUAGCGGCGUCCGUCCGUGCCCGCACCCUAACGCACCUUGCAUUUCUGUUCCGUUCCCCGCCCCCUCCCUCCCACACCCCCCGCCGCGCUCUCCUCGCGAGAGCCACCGCCCGCGUCGCCGCCAGCGCGAACGAGCGACAGUGCGAGGCGCCGGCUGUUUGUUCCACACUCUUGUCUCUGGAAACAUUGCAUCCGACCCAAGUGCUCGCCAGAAAUGUUUUAAUUUAUACAGUAUAUUUUUAUAAGCCACAUGAAAAGAAAACUAUUUUUAAGGAAAACAUGUAGCAGUUUGGAAGGAUUUUUUAUCGAACCUAUGAGAUGGAGCGUAGGUUUUUUAAAAACUAUUUUAUUGCAGCUUUGGAGACUGUUUUAUUAACAAAAAAAUAUUAUGCACAAUCGCUAAAAAAAACUAAAACAUUGGGAACUCGAGAACCAUCUCUGUUGCAAAUUCUCUUAUUGGUAGUCAGUAAUGAAUCCAAAUUUUAAAUUGACUAAGUUUUAUGAAUGAUCUUCAGUUUCACUGUGUGUGUUGUGCUCUUUACAGCACUUUUACUUUUGGACAGUUGUUUUGAAAAUAUAACAUUAAUUUGGUUCUUUAUUUUUAUUCACAUGUUUAUAGCCUACAUAUAAUAAACAAAUAUUUUUUUUUUUUAAAAACUUUGAUAUAGGUAUGUUAAUAUUCUUUUUUUUUUUUUGAAGAAUUUAAAAGUUUAUUUCUGUUGUCUUGUAUUUGAACUUUUAAGUGUAAUGAUGUAAAUAACUUGUUUAAUCAUAAUUUUGUUGCUAAUAGGGAUACUAUGAGGGUCAUUUUAUGGUUUCUUUAGCAUUAACUAACUUUUACUAGAAUGUUACUAGGUGCUGUUAGUGAUAAAUUAUUCUGUAGUACUCUGUAGACAUUUUUGUAGAUGAUUGUUGCUAUGUAGCAUCCGUAUGUAAUGCAAUGUGCGUAGUUCCAAGUAAUGCCGUAAUACGUGGUGAAUGUAGAUAUCCAGGCAAGUCAGUUGAGAUUUAAACAAACUACUUCAGCUUACAUAAACUGAGGAAGAAAAACUUGGUGUUGGAAUUGGAAAGAGUUUGUUAUAUUUAAUUUGAAACAAGCAAUGUAUGUUGUGACUUAGUACUCAUAAAAACUACGCUUGUAGUACUUCUGUGUGCUGAAAGUGUAAACAACGGUUAGUUUAUUCCAUAAAAAAUAUUUGAGAUGUGUGUUUGCAAACUGUCACAUAAAUAUUGUGUUAUGUCACAAAAUGUGUGUAAAAUGUUCAAAAUAAAGUGGAUAGUUUCUGUGCACAGAGAUUUGAAAUUAUUUAUGAGACAGAAAUUGUACUUUAUUAAUUAAGGUAGAUUAUGCACUCCACUUUGGUUCACAUAAACAUCACCUUUUUUUUUGUGUGCAAAUUGUAGAAUUUGAGUAAGACUUACAUAAAUCAUUGUAUAUUGUAUAUGUAUUUAUGAGAAAAUUAGCUUAAUGGAACUGAAUCCUUUUCAGUAUUUUAUAAGGAUGUCAUCUUGCAUGCAAGAACAUUAAUGCUGAAAUGAAAAAGUUAAACCAUGUCAUACUAAGUAGGUAUGUGCUAGAUUUUUUUUUUGUUGUGAAAAAUGUAUGUUCAGUGUUUAUGCUAUAAAUAUUUGUAGUCUAUUUAAUGCAGUCAGUGAAACCUCUCCAGCUUUUUGGAAUUGAUUAUUUACAUAAAUAAUAAGCAUUUGUACUUUUAUAUGUGGUUACACACAAAACACAAACCCAGCUGUACUUCUCUGUCCCACACCGAGACGAAACACCACACGUCAACAUGGCAUAAACCUGCCGCUUCACCCACAAGUGUUUAAAAAUGUUUGUUGCCGAGGUAGAUUGUGUCUGCAACACAUAUUGUUCUUGCAUUAACUGUAAACUACAUAAAACAAUAAAUGUGUAUAUGUUAUAGUAAUAUU